AUGGCAGGACCGAGAGGUAUCGUGCCCUCCCUGGACACCAUCCGAGACUUCCUCGCGAAACCCACCCCAGCCGGAAGCAAGAAGCCGAACCUCGUCCCCAUCUACCGCCAAAUUUCCUCCGACCUCAUCACCCCGUCCGCCGCGUACCUCAAGGUCUCGACCCACGCCCAAAACGACUCCGAGUACUCGUUCCUCUUCGAGAGCGCCGCCACCGAAAGGGUUGGCCGAUACAGCUUCGUCGGCGCGGGACCCCGCAAGGUCAUUACCACGGGGCCCGGCCACGGCGAUGAGACGGAUCCCCUGCCCGGGCUCGAGGCCGAGCUGGCCAAGUACGUCGUCGCUAGCGUUCCCGGCGUGCAGCUACCGCCCAUGGCCGGAGGCGCGGUGGGCUACGUCGGCUACGACUGCGUGCGGUACUUUGAGCCCAAGACGGCGCGCCCGAUGAAGGACGUGCUCAAGAUCCCCGAGUCGCUCUUCAUGCUGUUCGACAACAUCGUGGCCUUUGACCGCUUCUACGGCGUCAUCAAGGUCAUCACCUACCUACACGUGCCCGAGAGCGAGGCCGAGCUGGCGUCCGCCUACGACGCCGCCAAGGCCCGCAUCGACGAGCUCGUGGCCGUGCUCAACGCCCCCGAGAUCCCCCUCCCCGAGCAAGCACCCGUCGAGCUAGGCCAGGAGUACAAGUCCAACAUUGGCCGCGAGGGCUACGAGGCCCACGUCACGACGCUCAAGAAGCACAUUCCUGCACCCCUUCAACAUCUACCGCCACCUGCGCACCGUCAACCCUUCCCCUACCUCUUCUACAUCAACUGCCGCGACUUCCACAUCGUCGGCGCCUCGCCCGAGCUGCUCGUCAAGUCCGAGGGCGGCCGCAUCAUCACGCACCCCAUCGCCGGCACCGUGCGCCGCGGCAAGACCCUCGAGGAGGACGAGGCCCUCGCCGAAGAGCUGCGCAGCUCGCUCAAGGACCGUGCCGAGCACGUCAUGCUGGUCGACCUCGCCCGCAACGACGUCAACCGCGUGGGCGACCCUUUUACCGUCCGCGUCGACCACCUCAUGGUGGUGGAAAAGUUUAGCCACGUCCAGCACCUCGUCUCCCAGGUCUCGGGUGUCCUGCGGCCCGACCAGACCAGGUUCGAUGCCUUUAGGUCCAUCUUCCCCGCGGGUACCGUCUCGGGCGCCCCCAAGGUCAAGGCUAUGGAGCUCAUUGCCGAGCUUGAAAAAGAGAAGAGAGGCGUCUACGCUGGCGCCGUGGGGUACUUUGGGUACGGCGGCGUGGAUGAGAACGGCAAGGAGAUUGAGGGUGCCAUGGAUACCUGUAUCGCGCUGAGGACCAUGUUGGUCAAGGAUGGUGUAGCUUAUCUCCAGGCCGGUGGCGGUAUCGUCUUCGACUCGGACGAGACCGACGAGUGGGUAGAGACCAUCAACAAGCUUGGCGCCAAUAUGCAGUGCAUCACCUCGGCCGAGGAACUGUAUCACGAGCAGCAGCAGCAGCAGCAGCAAUAG
This is a messenger RNA of Parascedosporium putredinis, 1506 nucleotides long. The record is from the annotation of a GenBank genome assembly. NCBI's taxonomy places the organism in Eukaryota, Fungi, Ascomycota, Sordariomycetes, Microascales, Microascaceae.